Messenger RNA from Heterotrigona itama, 1736 nucleotides. Lineage: Eukaryota; Metazoa; Arthropoda; Insecta; Hymenoptera; Apidae. The record is from the annotation of a GenBank genome assembly.
AUGCCUACUUCUACCGUGGAAUAUAUAAACCUUUUUCAAGGCACUGUCCCAACCGUGCGGUUUAAGUCGCUUGCAUUUCGAACUAAACUGCAAACAGCGUAAGCAACGUUUUCGUUAAACGGUUAGCUCGCAGAGUGAUUAUUCACUGCAUGGUUCGCUGUGUGUGUAUCGCAAAGUUUCAAUGGGCAGAUAGUUCUUCACCUGUUCUUCGCCUAGGAGGAAGCUCCACCUCCAGAACCUGAGCCACAACCGAAGCCAACGCCCGAGCCUGCACCUCCACCGCCAGAGGCAGCUCCAACGCCAUCGCCGGAACCGCCAGCACCGGCACCGGCACCGGCACCAGCUCCAGCUCCAGCACCAGCACCAGCACCUCCUGCUGAGGGAGCUCCAGCGCCAGCGGAAGCUGCUCCACCUGCAGAAGGAGCGCCUCCAGCAGCACCUCCAGCAGAAGGUGCACCUGCAGAAGGCGCGGCACCACCAGCGGAGGGUGAAGCACCAGCAGCUGCUCCCGCGGAAGGAACAGCUCCACCACCAGCGGAAGGCGCGCCGGCCGCACCUCCUGCCGAGGGUGCACCUCCUGCCGAGGGUGCACCUCCACCACCAGCCGAGGGUGCACCACCAGCCGAAGGUGCACCUCCUGCCGAGGGUGCACCAUCAGCCGAAGGAGCACCGCCACCAGCUGAAGGCGCAGCUCCACCAGCUGAAGGCGCAGCUCCAGCACCACCGGCAGAAGGUGCACCUGCACCAGCGGAAGGAACUCCAGCAGCUCCAGAAGCAGCACCACCACCACCACCACCAGCCGAAGGUGCUGCACCUGCAGAAGCAGCCCCGGCGGAGGCUGCAGCAGCACCCCCGGCAGAGGCUGCGCCAGCACCAGCGCCCGCUGAAGCACCGGCAUCGUAACUUCGUCGAAGUUGGAACGGACAAAGGGUCACCUCGCUGUAUGAUUUCCACUCGUCGCAUCGUCAGAAUUUGCAUAAAACGUACACGAACAAGCACAGAGUACGGACACGCGGAUAUAUGUACGUCGGGCUGUGUCACACUCGACGUGAUGCUAACACGCGUUGCUUGUCAUCGUCGUCAUCACCGUCACAUCAUCAUCGUCAUCGUAUCAACCAUUGUUUUCGUCCUGCACACGCGUCACGUCAGCGUCACGCCGUGUCUCGGAGAAACGCAAGCGAAACCGAAGCGAAAAGGGAUAGAGAUAGGCAGGAAGGAAGGAAGGAAGAGAAUGGAGAAAGUGACGUUUGACGUUGACGUGUUUUUCUUCGUCCCCUUGCUGGAUUCUACGACGCCUUGUCAUUCAAAGUAAAUCGAGAAUCAUCGUCAUCGGGUGCCUGGCCAAUUUCCCGCUUGUUUUACCUAAUCAUGGGAAUAAAGUGUAAGCCGUGUUGUUGCCCUGGGCUUUAUUAUAUAUCCGUAAGCGUUCGCCACUGUCGUCACACACGGAUAUUUUUCUAUCGACUGAGACCGAACGAAUCUAACACGAAAAAUAAACACGCAGUCAUACACUCUCAACGCGACAAUUUUUAUGUUAAGUAAUAUACGACGCGUUAUUAAUGCAGACGUUAUCAACGCUUCCUUGGAUUGGAUUUCGUAAUAAAAAGUACUUUUUUUUUUCUUCGAUCAGAUCUCGAGUCUCGCAGAUCUCGAUGAAUACCCUUGCCCCAAUAUUAAAUUCAGUCUUUAUUAUUUUCAGCAAUUUCGUUCCAGGCACGGUACCCAUAAUAAAUUAA